This is a messenger RNA of Cylindrotheca closterium, 2229 nucleotides long. The record is from the annotation of a GenBank genome assembly. Lineage: Eukaryota; Bacillariophyta; Bacillariophyceae; Bacillariales; Bacillariaceae.
AUGGAAUCAUCUGCAGGUGAUAGCAGCAGCUCCUCUACCACUCCUAGAAGCAUUUACGAACAGACUGGUGAUUCCUCUGCUGCCUUGAAAGGAUUGCAGCAACGUCAAGGCAACAAUAACAACAAUAAUAGGGAUACUUCUACCAACCCGUACAAUGAAUUCUUGUGCCAAAGCAUGGUAGGAAAGCGGCCCCUCUCUUCCAAAUGGCUCAAACAAUUGCAGAACAAAGAAGAAGAGACAGACGUUCUGGUCAUUGAACAAAAGAUUCCGCAAUCGGAAUCGCUGACUGUCUUGUGUCGGUGGAUCAAAGCCUACAACAGAGGGCUUGCGUUGCUCAUGUUGCACAAACCGAACGAUACUUGGGAACUCGUUUGGACGAUUUUUGAUCCGGAAGUCAUUCAAAACAAGAGCAACCUCAUCAAAUUACCGCCAAGCAGCACGACCGAUGGCAACCAAGAAAGUAGCUCGACACAUUCUCCAAGACGUACACCGGAAGAUGACGAAAUGGUUCAUGUGUCUUGUCAAAUGGCCUUUCUACUGCUACAAGCCCUGCUGACGCCCAACUUUGAUUCGUCCAAAUGUCCUACUUUCGAACAAGAUUGCAAGGCCAUUCUUACUUGGUUGGAAUCUGCCAUUGAAGAUCAACAGCCCCGCAACAAGUUUUUGCUCAGCCUGAUUCAAAGCAAUUUGGAGCUUUCGUCGAAUCACAAAUUGACCGGAACUGUCAAUGACAGUAAUGUUCGAGCAGCUCGAAAGGAACUCAAGCAAGCCAUGGAGAUCUUUCAACACAAGCUAAAGACUGCGGCCACCACGACACAAGACAAUUGCCACGAGACCUCGGCUCUCAAUCUCAAGGCGAACACGGAACGAUUAAAAGGCAAUGUCAAGAAAUCUUUGGUCUUAUUGGGCGAAACCAAGGUGGACGAUGACGACGAGGCAUUGAGUCAGGAACCUACUCCCGAAUCCUUGGAAGAUCCAUUGGAGAUUAUGCAACAAAUGGAGCACUACAAUAAUUUGGCAAUGGUCUAUCAUUCCAAUGGAAAACCUAACUUGGCUCUUCAUUCUUGGAGCAAGGCACUCUCCAUUGCAACUUCGGAGAAACAAGCUUCGGCUAUUCUGCAAUCCAACGGAACGCCUCAGGCCAAUCAUCAAAUUUUUAUCCUUUACAAUGCUGCACUAGGUUGCUUGCAACAUGGCAAGUACUCGGCGGCUUAUCAGUGCAUGUCAGUUGUCGUCAAGCAUUGGGUGCAGCGGGCAGAUUGUUGGUUGCGAUUGGCGGAAGCUUGUAUUGGAUGGCAUUCAGAACUCAAGACUGUUGAUUCGAUUAACUUUCAGACAGUCCUCGACAGCAAUGGGAAAGUGGAUGGCUUCUUAUUGCAGAAUCUCAGCCUACCAGAUUUGAAUCCAGCCAACUUGGCCGAGGUGAUUGGAAGCCCCGAGGACUUAGAACAAUUGGAAAUGAAUCCCUUGCCGCGGGCCUCUUUUUGUUUGCGCAAAUGUCUCAGUUUGCUUGAGGGAAAGCAGAACAAGUCGGAACGAGAGCAACUUGUCUCCCUCUCGGCCCACCUUUCGUUUUCCUACAUUUGUCUGAAACAACGAGACUACCCCAAGACUCUCCAACAUGCAGGAUUUGUCCUCCAAAGUGCUUCCUCCCUCAUCGUUGCUUGCACACAACGAGUCGCCGCUAUCAAUAAAGGAGACGACGAUGGUUCCUCCUCCCAUGUGGCCCUAAAGGCCGUUGUCCAACGCCAAGUGGCAACUGGACGCAUGUACGCGGCCGAGGCCAGUUGUGCCAUGGGUGAUGCAGCCGCCAGUAUGAACAUUCUCGUGCAUGGAGGAAGCGAUGCUAUUGAUCGUUUGGCGUCGGACUUGGCGGGGGUCACCUUGGAAGAAGCCGCCAAGAAUCCCAGUGGCAAGGCUCGAUUGGCCAAGGCACAAGCCAUGGUACGGUGCAAUGCCAGUGCGGUGACGGCUCAUUUGAAUCAUUUGGGACCGGCCAAGCAGCUGGCCAUGUCGGCACAAGCCAUGGAAAAUGCCUACCACCAGAAUGCUAGCAAAAACAGCAAUGGAACUUCCUCCACUUUGGGAGAACAACAACACGCAGCACUGAGUCGGUUGCAAUCGCAAUCAUCUGGACCCAUGUACGCCAAGCGAGUCUUGGCCUACUGUAUGCUGCGCGAGGGAAAUACGUCGGCUGCACUGCAAUUGCUGCGAUCGGCACCGCAUUAA